Molecule: messenger RNA, 564 nt
Organism: Penaeus indicus
Lineage: Eukaryota; Metazoa; Arthropoda; Malacostraca; Decapoda; Penaeidae
Exons: 4
Coding region: 61-525 (154 amino acids)
Source: RefSeq, a predicted model, not a curated record
CUAUCCUUUGCAUCUAGCUUUGCGUAUGAGCAGCUUCCAUAAAUUGCAAAGUUGUCAAUUAUGAAUCUUAAAUCCCGGCAGGCUGUGGAACAUUGGAAAAUGCUUCUUCAUGGAUUACUCUUGGUUGUCCUUCUUGUGGCGGAAGCGGUCGCUGGAGCCACGCUGCGAAGACUGCCUCCCUUCCGACUCAGCCUUGGAGGAGGAACCACCGUCGCCAUAGACGGAUGGGGCUUCAGCGAGAACCAGUUCAACCACUUGAACGCGACCCUGGGGAACCGAGUGAUCUUCGAGAACAAGGGCGAGGCGAUCGAGUGCCCCGUGCUCUCCUUCCUGACCACUUCGACGAGGAUCGUCUGCAGCGCGGGGAAACCCCCGAGAUCGACUUCCGACACAGAAUACAAAGUCCGUGUCUACGUGGACGGAGUUCAGGCAUCGGGGGAACUCACCGCUCUGGUUAGUGCAAAAUCUACCGAACUUUUCCCGCUCUCUUUCGUGUGUUUUGUCUACGUCCUUAGCUUACCAUAAAGAUGGAAAUCUUUUUUUUUUCCACGAAACAUAUUGCAU